This is a messenger RNA of Helicoverpa armigera (cotton bollworm), 8732 nucleotides long. It is a transcript of the gene l(3)80Fj, whose product is annotated as stalled ribosome sensor GCN1. The coding region runs from base 137 to 8134 and encodes 2665 amino acids. The transcript has 38 exons. Gene Ontology annotation, cellular component: cytosol. Lineage: Eukaryota; Metazoa; Arthropoda; Insecta; Lepidoptera; Noctuidae. The record is from RefSeq and is a predicted model, not a curated record. Gene Ontology annotation, biological process: cellular response to amino acid starvation; regulation of translation. Gene Ontology annotation, molecular function: protein binding; protein kinase regulator activity.
CUGGCCCGGGAUUAACUGGCAACUCUGCAUUUGACAGCUGAGACGGUGCCAUUUUGAACUCUUUUUAACCUGUGGUUAGUUUAGCGAGACGUGUGUGCUUUUUCAAGAGAAUUUUCUCAAUAAAUGAGUGUGGAAAAUGGCAGAUUCCGAGGUAUUAAAGAAAUUAAAGGAUAUACCAUUCAAAAUCCAAACCGCAAGUUUGAAAGGAAGACGUGAGGUUGUAGAAGAAAUUCGAAAUGUACUAUCUACACCGGGUAUAACAGAGCCAGCAGUGCGGUUUGUGUGCCGCCUGCUGGUGCUCACUCUACACCGGUAUCGGGACUCCACCUCCCAGUCAUAUGUGAAGAGCCUGGUUGCCUACCUCGCCACCACUCACAGAGAAUGGACUCUGAAGGGCCUGCUACCAGUCCUGCUUGAAAUAUCAGAACAACUUAAGAACACAGCUUCGUCGAAAAGCACAUGCCAGAGUGGACUGUAUGCUCUGCGUUGGUCCACAGUACUAAUAGAUGGCACACUUAAGACUACAGAAGAAAAUGGAGUGGAUUACAAUGCACUUGUGCUGUCUCAAGCAAAUCUGCUUGCUGCCAUCAUUGCAUAUGGGGACCACAGGAAGAGUGAUAAGGCUUAUUCUAUGCUACAUACAUCAUGGGUAUCAAUUGGCAAAGAGAAAUUAUCCAAAUGGCUAGAAGUGCUACUUGCAAUCCCACCCGACUCAGGACCACAUAUUUGUGUCACCUUCUCCAACUUGUGCCGACAUCUACAGCAAGUUGGGGAUGGUGCUACUAUUGAACAACACAAGACAAAAAUGCUAGAAAGUUUCACCAAGAGCGUGAUCAGCGUGAAAUGUCGUCCGAACGCGAACUACAUCAAGGGCUGCCAUGACCUGUUGCGUCAGCUGAGUCCUGGCGACGUGCGCGAUGCGUUGUUGCCAGCUCUCCACAAAGCCAUGCUGCGCAGUCCCGAGACCAUCGUGCAGGCUGUGGGGGAGGUAUUCGCUAAUCUAAACGUGGACUUGGAUGGACUAGCUGUUGAUAUCGGGAAAAGUCUGAUUGUUAACUUACAUUCGAAAGACGAGUGGGUCCGAGGCGAGGCACUAUGCGCGCUGGAGCGGCUGGCCGCGCGAUGCUCGCAGGUGUCGGCUGCGCGAGCCCUGCUGACACAUGCCUUCGCCGAAUACAACGGUGCUAGCGGGAAACUUACUUCCAGUGAAGACAAGAUCUCAGUGUUGAUGGGCGUGAGCUCGCUCCGCGCACUGCCGGUGUCGGGCGCAGACCGCGCGGCGCUGUUCGGCGAGGUGGUGACGCAAAUAUCUCGCGCGCUGGACAGCGAGUCGCACGAGCGCACGCUGUGCGUGGCGCUGGACGCGCUGCAGCGCUGGUCGCACGACCUCGGCGCCGCGCUGCCCGACAAGAUACUCGACAUAUUCAAGAAAAAUCUGUCAGCCAAGAGCACGACGCAGGCAGUGCGCACGGCGUACGUCAGCAUGGUGGCGGCGUGUGUCCGCAACUGCGGCGCCACGCCCGCGCAGGCCGCCGCCCUGCAGCCAGUGCUCAUCAAGGCCGUGGAGAAGGCUGCACAACAGCCACUGCAGCACCUGGUGGUGAGCGAGGGUAUCUGCGCGAUGCUGGGGCUGGCGCUGCUGGACGCGGCGCGGGAGCUGCCGGGCAAGGCGGGCAUCUGGACGCCGCUCACGCACGCAGACAAGCACGUGCUGCUGCACGACCGCGUGCUCGCCGCCGCCACUGACGAUGUCCUAAUACAGGUGGUGAUGCUAUGCAGAACAGUGUUGGAAAACUACCAAAGUGUUGCCAGCGAGCAGAACUCGCCGGUUUACAGAGCAUUCGUACUAGUCCUACUGUCGCCCGCCAAGGCGGUCCGCACUGCCGCUAUAGAGGAGGUUAAGGCCAUGCUUGCCAAGGAAGACAGAGUCUUAUUGGCCAAGAAUUUAGCUUUGAAGUUGAAUGAAGUGCUGGAGGAAGGAAAGCUGCUGGGCGGCAAGGAGAAAACGCCCACCGAUGAGAAGGCUGGCGGAGAACUUACCGGCAAGAUGAUUUUGGAUUGUGUUCACGCUCUCUGCUCAUAUAGAGACUACCCCGAGCGCGAGUCGCAGGAGCUUGUCAUCGCGAUCCUACCGGCGUGUCACCACCCGCUAGCGGCCGCCGUGUGCCCCGCCGCGUGGCGCAAGCUGGCGCGAUACCUGCGCCACGACGCCAGGCAGCUGGUCGCGCUGCACUCGAACAACCUCAAGAACCAGUAUAUCGCCGGGUACACGCCUAAUGAGACGCUAUCGAACGUGGUGUCGACGCUGGUGGGCACGGCGCCGGAGGUGGUGGCGGGCAGCGCGGUGCAGCUGGCGCUGGACGCGCUGCAGGACGCCAGCCUGCUGCGCGUCACCAGGGACGAGUACUUCACGUACCUCACGCCCGAGGGAGAGCUCUAUGACAAGAGCAGCGUGCCUGGUAAUGAAGACAGUAAGGAGAUGAAUCUGAAGCGUGAGAGCAAGGCGUACAGCUACAAGGAACAGCUAGAGGAGUUGCAGCUUCGCCGAGAGCUGGAAGAGAAGAACAAACGAGAAGGGAAGGUUAAAGAGGUGCCCCUCUCAGCCAAGCAGAAGGAAGCUAUCAAGGCUCAAAUGGCAAAGGAGAAUGCUAUUCGACAAAGACUGAGCGCACUAAACUUGCGAGUAGUGAUAGCAGUGCGGCUACUGGAGGCAGUACAGAAGGGCUCGGCGACGGCGCUGUGCCGCGGCGCGCGGCGCAUCGUGCCGGCCGUGCUGGGAGCCCUGCGCAGUCCCCUGGCGGCGCCCCGCCUGGCUGACGCCUACGGACGGCUGCGGUUCGCGCUGCUGCCCAACCACUUGGCUUUGGGAGAUAUUCUAGCCAGGCUCACUUUGCGGCUGCACAAGCCGCAGUGUGACCUGGAGCCGAGCUGGUCGGACGCGGAGCUGGGCGCGGCCACCGCCCGCACCAUCAACCUCAUGCACGCGCUCACCACCGCCAAGCCGGUGGCUGAGGAUGAGGAGGAACCCGCUCAUAAGCCCAACCACUUCACUGCUCCCGGAUUCUGCUAUGCCUUCCCGCUGUUGAAGCUUGGUCUGUCGGGUCCGGCGCUGCGCGGCGACGAGCAGACGAUGCUGAACGGGCUGGCGGUGAUCUCGCAGCACGCGGCGCUGCGCCUCGACGCCGACAUGAUGCAUCCCGCGCUCUUCCCCAUCGACCACAUGUUCCGACUGCUCAUUGACCUCAUCAGCAGCACGAGCGGUCGCGUGCUGUCGGCGUGCACGGUGGCGCUGCUGGACACCGCGCACUGCGCCGCGCGGGCCACGCUGUCGCUCGACGACGUCACCUGUCUGCUGGCCGGACUGCAGAACCCGCUAGAGGUAGUGCGUGACGCAGCACUGCGCGCUCUGCUCUGUGUAGUGGAAUGCUUACCGCCGCUACUAGAGGACCCGGAGUAUGCUCUCACACUCACGAAGAGAUUGCUCAUCGCCACUUUCGAUAUCUCUGAGGACAACAAGAAGUUAGCAGAAGAGCUGUGGAAUCAGCUACCCUUAGCCCAGCAGUGGAGCCGUGAGCCCGAGCUGGUGGAACUGCUGCUAGAAGAGGCACAGCAUCCCUCGGAGCCCGUGCAGCGCGCCGCGGCCGCCGCGCUGGCGCACCUGGUGGAGCGCAGCGCCGACCCUAACGCGGCCGAGCAUGUGCUGCAGAGGUUACAGGAUAUAUACACGGAGAAAUUGCCGAUGAUCCCGGCGCGGCUGGACCAGUUCGGGCACGAGGUGGAGGCGGCGGUGGACGCGUGGGGCGCGCGGCGGGGCUGCGCCCUCGCGCUGCGGGCGCUGGCGCCGCGCCUGCCGCCCGGCGCCGUGCCGCCCGCCAUGAGCUUCCUGGUGCAGCGCGCGCUGCCCGACCGCCACGACACCGUGCGCGCGGAGAUGCUCAACGCCGCCAUGGCCAUCGUCGAGAUACACGGCAAGGAAACCCUGAGCAGCCAGCUGCCGGUGUUCGAGAACUUCCUGGACAAGGCGCCGAAGUCGGGCGGCUACGACGGCACGCGGCAGUGCGUGGUGCUGCUGGUGGGGUCGCUGGCGCGGCACCUGGCGCCCGGCGACGCGCGCAUCAAGCCCAUCACGCUGCGCCUCGUCGCCGCGCUCUCCACGCCCAGCCAGCAGGUGCAAGAAGCAGUGAGCAACUGCCUCCCCCACUUGGUUAGUUCUCCAGCCCUGGAAGACGAGAUCCCCACCAUCAUGAACAAACUCAUGAAACAACUGCUCACCGCCGAGAAAUAUGGAGACAGGAAAGGUGCAGCAUACGGUAUAGCCGGUAUCAUCAAGGGUCUCGGCAUCUUGUCGCUGAAGCAGCUCGACGUCAUGGGCAAACUCACUGAGGCUAUACAGGAGAAGAAGAAUUUCAAGUACCGAGAAGGUGCCCUAUUCGGUUUCGAGAUGUUAUGCUACAAGCUGGGCCGUCUAUUCGAGCCGUACAUCGUGCACGUGCUGCCGCACCUGCUGCUGUGCUUCGGCGACACGUCGCAGUACGUGCGGGCGGCGGCCGACGACACCGCCAAGCUCAUCAUGAGCAAGCUCAGCGCGCACGGCGUCAAGCUCGUGCUGCCCUCGCUGCUGCAGGCGCUGCAGGACGACAACUGGCGGACCAAGGCCGGGUCUAUCGAACUGCUCGGUGCGAUGGCAUACUGCGCGCCGAAGCAGCUGUCGUCGUGCCUGCCGUCCAUCGUGCCCAAGCUCAUCGAGGUGCUCAGCGACUCCCACAUGCGCGUACAGGAGGCCGGCGCCGAGGCGCUCGGAGUCAUCGGGUCUGUCAUCAGGAACCCUGAAAUUCAAGCGAUCGUGCCGGUGCUGCUGGAGGCGCUGCAGGACCCAUCCAACAAGACGUCGGCGUGCCUGCAGACGCUGCUGGACACCAAGUUCGUGCACUUCAUCGACGCGCCGUCGCUGGCGCUCAUCAUGCCCGUGGUGCAGCGAGCCUUCCUCGACCGCAGCACCGAGACGCGCAAGAUGGCGGCGCAGAUCAUCGGCAACAUGUACUCGCUCACCGACCAGAAGGACCUCAUGCCCUACCUGCCCAACAUCAUCCCCGGACUCAAGAGCUCGCUGCUGGAUCCUGUACCAGAGGUACGUUCGGUAUCGGCGCGAGCCCUGGGCGCGAUGGUGAAGGGCAUGGGCGAGAGCAGCUUCGAGGAGCUGCUGCCGUGGCUGAUGCACACGCUGACCAGCGAGUCCAGCUCCGUGGACCGCUCGGGCGCCGCGCAGGGCCUCUCCGAGGUCGUCGCCGGCCUUGGCGUGCACAAGCUGCAUAAGAUUAUGCCUGAUAUAAUCGCGACGGCGGAGCGCACGGACAUCGCGCCGCACGUGAAGGACGGCUACAUCAUGAUGUUCAUCUACAUGCCCGGCGCCUUCACCGACGACUUCCUGCCCUACAUCGGGCAGAUCAUCAACCCCAUCCUCAAGGCUCUCGCCGACGAGAACGAGUACGUGCGGGAGACCGCGCUCAAGGCCGGCCAGAGGAUCGUCAACCUGUACGCCGAGUCCGCCAUCACGCUGCUGCUGCCCGAGCUGGAGAAGGGCCUGUUCGACGACAACUGGCGCAUCAGAUACAGUUCAGUACAGUUGCUGGGAGACUUGUUGUACAGAAUAUCUGGAGUUUCCGGCAAAAUGAGUACAGAAACCGCUUCCGAGGACGAUAACUUCGGCACGGAGCACUCUCACAAGGCUAUCAUCAAUGCUCUCGGCCCUGAGAGGAGGAACCGAGUGCUCGCUGGGCUGUACAUGGGCAGGAGCGACGUGGCGCUGAUGGUGCGGCAGGCGGCGCUGCACGUGUGGAAGGUGGUGGUCACCAACACGCCCAAGACCCUCCGCGAGAUCCUGCCCACGCUGUUCGGUCUACUGCUGGGCUGCCUCGCCUCUACUAGCUAUGAUAAGCGUCAGGUUGCUGCCAGGACUCUGGGAGAUCUUGUGCGGAAGCUGGGCGAGCGCGUGCUGCCGGAGAUCGUGCCCAUCCUGGAGCGCGGGCUGCGCUCGGAGCGCGCGGACCAGCGCCAGGGCGUCUGCAUCGGCCUCGGCGAGAUCCUCGCCUCCACCUCGCGCGACGCCGUGCUCAGCUUCGCCGACGGACUCGUACCGACAGUCCGCACGGCGCUGUGUGAUCCACUGCCGGAGGUGCGGCUGGCGGCGGCGCGGACCUUCGACAGUCUGCACGCCACCAUCGGCAACAAGGCGCUCGACGACAUCCUGCCGCAGAUGCUGGACGGCCUCAAGGACCCCGACCCCGCCAUCGCCGACGCCACGCUCGACGGACUCAAACAGAUAAUGGCGAUAAAGUCCCGCUGCGUGCUGCCGUACCUGGUGCCGGUGCUGACGAGCGGCGGCGGCGCGGACACGCGCGCGCUGUCGGCGCUGGCGGCGGCGGCGGGCGGCGCGCUGGCGCGGCACCUGCCCCGCGUGCUGCCCGCGCUGCUCAACGCGCUGGUGGCGGCGCGCGGGCUGCCCGGCGCGGCCCGCGAGCGCGACCACUGCCGCGACGCGCUGCUGCCCGUCGUCGACCCGCCCGGCGUGCGCAGUAUCAUCGACACGCUGCUGGAGACGAUCCGCACGACGGAGGGCCCGCGGCACUGCGCGGCGGCGUCGCUGCUGUGCGCCUUCGUGUCGCACACGCGCGCCGACCUGUCGCCGCACGUGGCGCAGCUCAUCCGCGGCCUCAUCCUGCUGUUCGGCGACGACGACCACGAGGUGCUGCUGGUGGCCUGGGAGGCGCUGGGCGCGCUGGCCAAGUCGCUGGACCCCGAGCGGCAGAUCGCGCACGUGUCCGACGUGCGCCAGGCCGUGCGCUACGCCGCCGCCGACCUCAAGCCCGACCAGCUGCUGCCCGGCUUCUGCUUGCCUAAGGGCCUCGCGCCAAUCCUGCCACUGUUCCGUGAAUCGAUCCUGAACGGUCUCCCCGAGGACAAAGAGAACGCAGCCCUCAUGUUGGGCGAGAUCAUUAAGCUGACAUCAGCGGCCGCCAUCCAGCCAUCCGUCGUGCACAUCACAGGACCCCUCAUCAGGAUCCUGGGAGACAGGUUCAACUCCAGUGUCAAAGCAGCCGUACUUGAAACGUUGGCCACUUUGUUAACAAAGGUGGGAGUGAUGCUAAAGCAGUUCUUACCACAACUGCAGACGACGUUCCUCAAAGCAUUAAAUGAUCCGAACCGACCCGUGCGCAUCAAGGCUUGCCUGGCGCUAUCACAACUGGUGGUGAUCCACUCGCGCGCAGACCCGCUGUUCCUGGAGAUGCACAACACCAUGAAGAACAUCGAAGACCCGGCCAUCAAGGAGACCAUGCUGCAGGCGCUCCGCGGCGUGAUCACGGCGGGCGGCGACAAGAUGACGGCCAGCACGGCGCUGACCAUCCUGCCGACGCUGUCGGGCGCGGCGCUGCUGGCGCACGCCGAGGACCCGCCGCGCAGCCAGGCGGCCGGCUGCCUGGGCGCGCUGCUGCACUGCCUGCCCGAGUCGCAGCGCGACGCGGCGCUGCUGCACCACGUGCUGCACGCCGACCCCGAGCCCUGCCUCGCGCACGGCCGCUCCACCGCGCUCUUCGUGGCGCUCAAGGAGACGCCGCACGUCGUCUACCGCGACGAGGACCGCGUGGACAAGGCGCUGCUGGCGCUGCUGGCCAGCGACAAGAUCCCCAUCGCCUGCAACGGCAUCCGCGCCAUCGGCUACCUCAUGCGCUACCUGCUCAAGGAGGACCGUCCCAUUCCACCUCAGCUAUUGUCACAAUUUGUUAGAAGCAUGAACCACCCGAGCAACGAGGUGAAGCAGCUGAUGGCGCGCGCGGCCAGCAUGCUGGGCCGCGAGGCGCCGCUGAGCGCGAGCGGGCCGGGCGCCGAGCUGCUGCGGGCGCUGCUGCCGGCGCUCGUCAACGGCACCAAGGAGAAGAACACCUACGUGCGCGCCAACGCCGAGAUCGCGCUGCGGGCCGUGCUGCGCCUACCGCAAGAUGAACAGUUCCAUCUGCAAUGCCUGGCGCUGCUGGAGGAGGGCGCGCGCGAGGCGCUGAGCGACGUGGUGGCGCGGGUGCUGCGCCGCAACAUCGCCGACGGCCGCGACGAGGAACUCGACUGCACGCUGCUCACCUGAGCCGCGCCUCUCACUUUCUCACACACACACUUUGUUUUCUGCCUCCUUGUAAAUAUCUGCCUGUCACUCCCAUGUGCUGUUAUUUUUAUUAAAUUUAAUGAAUGUUUUAUAAAUAAUUUUACUAGACUGGAACUAUUAAUUUUAAAUGCAAUUUUUAUUUAGGAUAAAACAUUAUAUUUCAAGUAAGUUUAUGUUCAGUGUAUACAAACCACUCUGGUACACACUGCACAUAAAUAUAUAAAUGUAUUUUAUUGAAAUCAUCAUGCAAAAUCAAGCUACAAUUUUUUUUCUAUAUACAUAAUGUUAUUGAAAAAUUCCCAUAUGAAAUAAAACAAUGAAUUAUGGCCAUUAUAAUGUUUACUUCAAAAUGUUGUUGAACUGCAUAUCUGUCUGGUAAAGUACAAUCAAAAAAUAAUCUUGUUUAGGAAACAUCUGUUUCACAUGAAUGUCUAUUUAAUGGUAACUAAAUAUUGAUUGAUAGCAUUCCAUAUCCCCAGUCAGUACAGGAUUUGAUUUAAAAACAUGUCAUUGUGUUAUCUAUGUAUCAGAUAACAGAAAUUGAAUGUAUACAACUGAAUAAACAGACUAAAUAAAUAUG